ACACUAGCAGAAACAAACAUCCCUUCGCCGUAAUUAGUAAUUUUAUAAUGUAUAAUAAAAUUGUAGUAACUAAACCAAUUCCAAAUUAAAUUGAACUUUAUGAAUUUAUAUUUACAAUUUAAAUAAGUAACCCUCUGCAUUUCUCCACCUGCAGCAUGGCGGAAGAGAAAGAUCCAUCGUGUACGCCGGUCUACUAUGUCGGUGGUUCUGAAAGAACAAGACAUCAUAGUGAUCCAUCAUCAGAUUCUACUUGUAUUCCUUUAGCCCCAGCUGAAGAUUAUAGCACUUUUGAUAUUGUAAAAGCAACUCAGUUUGGAAUUUUUGAAAGAUGCCAAGAAAUUAUUGAAGGUGGCUAUGACGUCAAUAGACCUGAUUCAGAAAAUGUUACCCUACUACAUUGGGCUGCAAUUAACAAUCGCCAAGAAAUUGUUAGGUAUUAUAUUUCUAAAGGAGCACAUGUUGAUACUAUUGGUGGAGAACUCCACUCUACACCUUUGCAUUGGGCCACAAGACAAGGACAUUUAGCAAUGGUAGUGCUUUUAAUGCAUUAUGGAGCUGAUCCUUCACUUACUGAUGGAGAAGGUUGUCAGUGCAUUCAUUUAGCUGCACAGUUUGGUCAUACAUCCAUUGUUGCUUAUUUAGCAGCUAAAGGGCAAGAUGUUAAUGCUGCAGAUAGAAAUGGGAUGACUCCCUUAAUGUGGUCUUGCUAUCGUAUAUCCACAAAUGAUCCCACAAGAUUGCUUUUAACUCUUGGGGCUAGUCUUACCAUGGUGGAUCACCAUCAUCGAAAUACACCACUUCAUUGGGCAGUAUUUGCUAGAAAUACUAAUGCAGUAAAUCUUCUUCUAAAGGCUGGAGCUAGUGUUGAUGAGAAAAAUGCUGAAAAAGAUACUCCAAUCACAAUGGCUAAAAGAUUGAACCAAACCUAUAUUCUAAAACGUCUAGAAGAAGCAAGAAGGGAUAGAGAAAAGAAGCCUUAUUGCCUAUCAAUUUAUAGGGAUAAAAAACUUCGAUAUGGCUGCAUGGUGGGAUCACCGUUUAUAGUAUUUUAUGUUAUUGGUGCUUUACUAGAAAGUCGUGAAUCUUAUCUUGUAAAAGCUGGUCUGCUACUGAUUCUUACUCUUACAAUUUCAGUUGCUGGCAGGUUAUUGUUUGAUGAUAGAAUUUUGAAUAUACUUCCAAUAUCUGUUUAUCUUUCUACAAAGUUUUGGAUGUAUAUAACUUGGUUUAUGUGGUUUCAUCCCUAUGUUGGAGACAUUUGGAGAACUUUAGGUUUUAUGGUGUGUUCAAUGUUCCUGUUUUACUCAUUUAUCAAAGCUUGGAAAUCUGAUCCUGGUGUUAUUCAAAGUACACCAGAAAAAAGAUUUAGGACAAUUAUUGAAUUAGCUGAAAAAGAUGGCUUCCAUCCAAAUUGGUUCUGCAGCUCCUGCCUUGUUCGCCGCCCUCUACGAUCAAAGCAUUGUUCCGUUUGUAAUAAAUGUAUAGCACGUUUUGAUCAUCAUUGUCCAUGGGUUGGAAAUUGUGUUGGUCUAGGAAAUCAUAAAUAUUUUGUUCUUUAUUUGUUCUGGCUUCUUGUCAUGAUAAUUUGGUGUUUACAUGGUUGCUUUAGAUUUUGGAAAUUUAAUGUGGGAAGUGAGGAUAUGCCCCUUUCCAGCUAUUUAUGGCAAGCUGUUCAUACUAGUGGCUGGGUUAGUUGGAUAGCGGCAAAUGCUUGCUUACAUGGUUUUUGGGUUGGUUGUUUACUUCUGUGUCAAUUAUAUCAAGUAGUGUGGUUAGCUAUGACAACAAAUGAAAGAAUGAACUGCUCAAGAUAUCGACAUUUUAAACGAGAUAAGAAAGGAGUUAUAAGAAGCCCAUUCCAUCGAGGAGCCUUCCAAAAUUUUCUAGAUUUUUGUGAAUGGCAGUGUUGUGGACUUUUCAAAAUAGACACUAGAGACUGGAAGCAAGUGUAUGAUUCUGACGAUGAAGGUGAAGCAUCUACAUUAAUCCGGUCUGAGCACCAUUAUAUUUAAAUUUAGUCAAAUUUUAUUAUAAAGAAAAAUUGUAUUAUGGUGAGUAAUUCAUUACAAAAAUUGUCAAAUGAAAGUGUGGUUAUUAGUCAAGGAUUGUAUGUGGACAAAAAAAAAAAAAAGUGUGCUAGUUAUUAAAACUAACCAUUUGUAUGUUAAUCCAUAUUCUCUUUGAAGAAGUAAAUACAAAACUUGAUUUUUCCAAGGAUGCUUCUGUGUAUGCCUUCAUGACUAUGUAUAGUUUAUUUAUUUUGUAUCCAUUACAUAGAGCCAUUUUGUUAAAAUAUUUUCCAGAUGUGUGCUGUAGAUAGAUAUCUUGCUUGCUGCAGAAUUUGAAUACAAUUUAUUUUUUGUGUUCAUACUUUUUAUACAUUGUAUGUGGCUCUUGUGAUACUAAGUUAAGCCAGAUCUUUUCUGGCAUCUUAUGCAAUUUCACUCAUUCAUUUUUUCAUUGUGUAUACAUUAUCAUUUGCCAUCUCUCUCUUUAAUCUUAUAUAGCAUCAACUGUUAAAAUAUUUUAGCACUCAUACAGGUACACUAUGAAUAAACAACCUGUCUUGAAUUCAUUCGCAAGUUUGUAAUACUCAGGAGGUUGUAAAAUACAAUGUGUGUUUGUCUUUUUCAACUCAUAAGUCACCACUGUAAUUGUAUUUUUAUAUGUCUUGUCACUGCACUUUGAUGCCAAGCAGCACUAGAGACUCAAAUUAUUUUGUUAUUUUACAGUAUUAAGUUACUUUGAAAAAUUUGUUUGACCAUGUUCUGUUUUGCUGCAAGUUCAAGAAACUUGCUAUGUCACAAUUUAGGUCAUUUCAAGUCAUUAUAUCAUUUUUUUUUUUUCAAAAAUUUAUGUUUAAAAUAAGCAGAAUGUUGUAACAUUUGAUGAUCAGUUAUUGAAUUCAUCUAUUCUGUUUUCCUGCUUUAUUAUAUUGUGAUAGAAUAUAUAGUAAAAUAGGAAUGUAUAUCAAACAACUUUGGUAGUAGUGAAAUCAAUAUGAUAUAAAAAUGUUUAUGCAAUAUUAGUGAAAAAAAAUUAAGAUCCUAUAUCAAAUGCUAUUGAUUUGUUUGAUGCCUCUUUUCUAAAACAGUUUAAUAUAUUUUUCUCUAAUUUUUAUUUUGCCUCAAAAAUAUUGUCAUAUGUGGUGUUCUUUGCUUACCAAAAUGUCCAUCAGAUUUCACUUUUUUUAAUGUGUUGAGACUUGAGAAAUUUUAUUCGAUAUUUAAAUAUGAAUAAAUUUUUAUUUUAUUAAAAAAUGUGUUUUUUUAUUCAAAUGAAAAUAGCCCAAAUAAUCCAUGUCUCAAUAUAAAAUAUAUUUUUGUUAGACAUUUAUAUAUGUGUAUGUUAAUUGUAUUGUAUAAUGCUGUAGUCUAAAAGUGGUUAAGAGAUUUUAGUAACCAUUGAUUCUCAAAUGUUGUUUCAUUUUAUUUUAUUAUUUUGUUUUAUCCAUGCAGUCACAUUUCUAACUUAAAACUGCAGCAUAACUGAAUUUUUUUUGUGGCCAUAAUUUCAUAUUUUUAAUUAGAGUAAAAUAAAUAAAUAAUGUUUUACAUUUAAUGCAAGAAAUAUUAUAGAUAUGUCUACUCUUAGAAAAAGCACAUGAAUGUGUUUCUACACAGCUUCGGUAAACAGAGUAUCAGAUUGCUUUAGUGUGUUUUGUAAAUAAAAAUAUUUGCAUCAUAUUUUCUUUUUUAGUUUAAAUUUGUGAUAUUUUAUUCAGUGCAUUUGAGCUUUUACUUCAGAUUUACCUGUGUCUUCAAAGUAUUUGCUUGCUGUCAUUAUAGAAUGCUUUUUUUCUUUAAAAAAAAGAAAAUGACUGUUUGAUAUCAACAAAACAUUUUUUAGUUUCACAUGAGAGUACCAUAGAGUUUUCUAUGUUUAUGAACUGUUUAUCUAAAGAAAUAAUUCCCUGAUAUUCAGCAUUUUCUGAUAACUGAUUAUUACUAUUGUCAAUUAAGCUCCAUUUUAUAUCUUUCAAAACUAUAAAUUUUGUUUUGAUUGAAUUGUAUACCAAUAUGAAAGAGAGAAGUUAUGAAAAAAAAAUUUAGACAGUGUCUUUAUUAAAAGAGCUUUUGGCACAAAACUUUCAUUUUCAUGCUUAAAAUGUUACAUAUAUUUUCAUUUUCGUUCAAAAAAAAAAAAAAAAAUCUGUUGUUUACAUUGAAUAAUGUUUUGAAUAAAAUAUCCGUACAUACAAUGAAAAUAUAUUUUCAUUUUUAACUUAUUAACCAUAGAGAGCUGAAUGAAACAUACAGUAUCUCUCACUAAUGAGGCGUGACUGUGUUUACAACUUAUUUCCAUUCUGAACUUUUUACCCAGUGAAAAUGGAUUUUAAUAGCCAAUUCUUUUAAUUAUAGAUUUAGAGGUUAAAAUUCAUGAGUAUUUUUUAAGUGCUUUACUAUUUUUUAUAUUUUAUUAAUAUUAUUGUCUGAAAAAUUCUUUUUUUUAUU
Argiope bruennichi is the source of this 4454-nucleotide messenger RNA. RefSeq names its product palmitoyltransferase ZDHHC17-like. Bases 156 to 2012 code for a protein of 618 amino acids. Gene Ontology annotation, molecular function: palmitoyltransferase activity; protein binding. The record is from RefSeq and is a predicted model, not a curated record. Gene Ontology annotation, biological process: protein palmitoylation. NCBI's taxonomy places the organism in Eukaryota, Metazoa, Arthropoda, Arachnida, Araneae, Araneidae. Gene Ontology annotation, cellular component: Golgi membrane. The transcript has 14 exons.